AUGCCUACCACUGGCUUCGGCUCGAGCAACGAUAUGCUUGAUGGGUUUUCUACUUUGCCCUCCUUUGCCCUUCCCACUCACGACAGAUUGUGGUUGAUUUGUUUUGGGUUUCAGUUUGAUGGGUUUCAGAAAGAGGCCGUACAGAUGGUGAAGCCUGCAAAAGGAACAACCACACUCGCUUUUAUCUUCAAAGAAGGUGUCAUGGUUGAUGCCGAUUCUAUGAAGAAGAUUAUUGAAAUCAAUCCUUAUAUGCUUGGUCCAAUGGCUGGGGGACUGGAAGAUUAUAUAUUGAAAUCAAUUCUUUUCAGUCUGAACUGA
Molecule: messenger RNA, 318 nt
Organism: Brassica oleracea var. oleracea
Lineage: Eukaryota; Viridiplantae; Streptophyta; Magnoliopsida; Brassicales; Brassicaceae
Product: proteasome subunit beta type-5-B-like
Exons: 2
Coding region: 1-318 (105 amino acids)
Source: RefSeq, a predicted model, not a curated record